AUGCUGAGAGGAACGAACGGGGACGGCGACGACAAGCAGGGGACAAGUGAGGAAGAGGAAGAGAACAAGGACAAGAAGAACGAGGAAGAAGAAAAUGAUGAAGAACCAACUACGAGCGACGAAGAAUUCAUUGACAACGACGAGGAUGGCGAUAUUCAGAGCGACGCCACUUACACCGACUAUGAGGACUCGGAAGAUCUUGAUUCUCCUGAAGGACGCUCGGACUCUUUAGGAAGUGGUGAGGAGUAG
Messenger RNA from Exophiala spinifera, 249 nucleotides. RefSeq lists its product as uncharacterized. The record is from RefSeq and is a predicted model, not a curated record. NCBI's taxonomy places the organism in Eukaryota, Fungi, Ascomycota, Eurotiomycetes, Chaetothyriales, Herpotrichiellaceae. Bases 1 to 249 code for a protein of 82 amino acids. The transcript is spliced from 2 exons.